Chinchilla lanigera (long-tailed chinchilla) is the source of this 907-nucleotide messenger RNA. Its product is annotated as cytochrome c oxidase assembly factor 4 homolog, mitochondrial. Lineage: Eukaryota; Metazoa; Chordata; Mammalia; Rodentia; Chinchillidae. Bases 128 to 391 code for a protein of 87 amino acids. Gene Ontology annotation, biological process: mitochondrial respiratory chain complex IV assembly. The transcript has 2 exons. Gene Ontology annotation, cellular component: mitochondrial intermembrane space. The record is from RefSeq and is a predicted model, not a curated record.
GUGCGCGCUCCCACAAGGCACCGGUUUCUGGGAAGAGACGGAAGGCUGCGGACUUCUUGCUGGAGCUGCGCCGAGCCGGCGAGCCUGCGUUCGGGUGUUCGUCCGCCACCUGUUCGGACGCCCGAGGAUGUCAGCCUCAGGCCCUCAAGGCCAUAACUGGGCUCGACAAGUAAGGAAGGAAGAGGAAGAAGAAGACCCACUGGACCAGCUCAUUUCCCGCUCUGGUUGUGCUGCUGCGCACUUGGCAGUGCAGGAGUGCAUGGCCGAGCACCAAGACUGGCGGCAGUGCCAGCCACAGGUACAGGCCUUCAGGGAGUGCAUGAGCGAACAGCAGGCAAAGCGACGGGAGGAGCUGCAGAGAAGGAAAGAGCAAGCCAGUGCCCACCACUGAGACUGCAUCACCUGCUCUAAGAGGAUAGCACUGCGGAAAUCAGCACCCAGAGAGAUCAUGGGAAGAAGAAAGCCCAAAGUAUGAGCCAGGAGGUGUAAAACUUGCAAAUAGUCUUUGGGACACAUCAGGAGUUUGGACAUGGCUGUCAUAAAGACCUAUCAUAUUUUAAUGGUCAGCCAUCCCACACCCUCACCCAUCUUGUUCCACCCAUAUUUGCCAUGGAAAAUGAAGAGUGGUAUAGGGUGUGUCCCCCCACCCCGCCACACUACCUCUUGGAUCAGUGUGCCAAGUACUGAGAUGAUUGUAGGGGCAUUUUAAUUUUAGAAGUAAAUUCACAAUCUAAAGAUCUAAUCAGGUCUAUCUCUUCAGUCAUGGGUUUAACAACAGCAAGUGUUUCUGAGGCACUGUGUUAGAACUAAUGUGAAGAAUAAUGUGAUCUGUGCCUUCAUAUAGCUUAGGAGUCGACUUUGAGGGAUUGAAAUAAAACAACACUGGAACAACUAACUUAAUUUCCAA